ACGGAAUCUUUAGUACUAGGGGUCGCUUCGUAGCGAGUGAACGUUUACCGGAAAAUGUGGAAAAUCUCAUAAAAAAUACAAUUUUCCUUAACAUUUUGAUAGACAGAAGUGAUUUGUGUGUUAUUUUGUGACAAUCACUGUGUCUGUGUCGGGAUGCAAACGUAACGGAGCACGGGUGAGGCAGUGUGCCACAGAGAGGGAUAGAUGCUAAGACAUGGCGUCGUGGUUAUUCAUCGCGGCCAUAUUUGCAGCUGCAAACGCACAGAGUAAUAGAAAUGAUGGACCGCGGUUUCUGUCAAGAGGACAUUCUUUCAGAACUGUGGUAGGAGACACACUUCUGUUGCCGUGUCAAGUACAAAAUUUAGGUUCGCUGGUAUUACUAUGGAGGCGAGGUCCCGCUGUGUUGACGGCUGCCAGUCUCAUGGUCACUAGAGAUGAGAGAUUCCGUCUUGUUGAUGGCUACAAUCUUCAGAUCACUGAUGUGGGGCCACAGGAUGCUGGUGACUACGUCUGUCAGAUCUCAGACCGUGUAGCCCGAGACCAGGUCCACACAGUUGAGGUACUGGUCCCUCCUAGUGUGAGACCCUCACCGGAGUCCCGACAUGCUGCCGCCAGACGCGGUGGUGCUGCGGUACUGGAGUGUAGAGCAUCUGGGAAUCCUGUGCCUACAGUUACUUGGCAUAAGCUGAACGACACAAGUACCCGGCUCGGCGAGGGGCCGCAACUUCAGCUGUCGCGAUUGGAGCGUCAACACAGCGGACGUUACGCGUGUACUGUUGAUAACGGCGUUGGACCGCCAAUUGUUACCGAAUUCCAGCUGCAGGUGCUAUUUCCCCCUGAGAUCACAGUGGAAAGAUCGUGGGUUCAUACGGGAGAGGGGUUCAGAGCUGAACUCUUGUGUACGGUGCUGGCUGACCCUCCGGCUGAGGUACUGUGGUAUCAGAAUUCGUUUCCACUAUCUGCCAGUGAGAGGGUCACCAUGUCGGUCCGUGGAAAUAACCACACCCUACUCAUUGCUAACGUUCAACCAGAGGACUUUGGGAACUACACCUGUGUAGCAGACAACAGUCUGGGCCGAGCUCGCCAGCAUGUAGAAGUGUCAGGUCGACCUGGUCCCGCCAGAUUCACGUCUCCUCCCCUGGCGAGGGCACCGACGUCCUAUACCCUGGCCUUUGCAGUGGACAGCUAUCCUCCUUUGGAUGAGCUGCGACUUCUCUACCGUCAGCUCGCUAUCAACGAGUCCUUCCAGCAGCCAGGUCGUUGGCAUGAUGUAGUUAUUCCAGCUCCAGAGCCCACGGGGUCCCUGACACACCGCGUCUCCCAUGAGCUGAAGGGGCUGGAGCCAGGUGCGGUGUACGAAGCUAUUGUUCAGGCCAAGAAUCGAUAUGGGUGGAAUGAGGUAAGUGACAUCUUCCAAUUCCACACCCUGGGUGGGCGGCACUCGGUACACGCGAAUGAGCUCUCACCUAUGUUCUCGUCGGCGUCACAAAUACGACUGACGUUUUCGCUGCUAGUUUGCUCCCUUUACGCCUUCGGAUGACUAGUAAUAGACAACAUCAAUUCUGACAUUUCCGUUCGUUAUUCCCGCAGAAUAACUUUUAUACCUGAAUUGUAAUUUUGAUAUUUUAUAUUAAAUGUAUAUUUUGUUUUAAGUCUAGGUAAUUUCGAUUAUAUGGAUAUAGAGUUUGAGGAGUUUCUUUCACUAUAUCCAUGUAAUAUGUAGAAAUAAUUAUCGUAAAACGAUAACUACUAUAACACCAAAGUAUCUAAGGUAGAAGUUUCUAUAUCUGUCAUGGUUUUGGUAUAACAUUUUCACACAUUUUCAUCUUAUAACAAGUCUUUAGUCAUUUUACAUUAAGGUUCUAGAAUCGGUGAAAGCUUCUUAAGACUAAUUUACUUAGAAUUUCGAAUUUCCUUUUACAAAAACAUGACAGAUACAAUUUCUAAGUGUUGUGAUUAAGCCAGUUAAAUUUAAUUUAAAUCCAACUUUCAUAAUUUUUCUUACAUUUCAGACAGAUUUACUUAUUUGACCAAUUUUGUAUGUUUGUAAAUCGGCCUAUUAAGUUUUGUAUAUAGAAUAAUCUUUUUCUCAACAUUAUAUAAAAUAAAUUAUAGCGGCCCUAGUGUUACUCCUUGGUA
This is a messenger RNA of Pieris napi, 2139 nucleotides long. Its product is annotated as igLON family member 5. The record is from RefSeq and is a predicted model, not a curated record. The coding region runs from base 215 to 1540 and encodes 441 amino acids. The transcript is spliced from 11 exons. Gene Ontology annotation, biological process: homophilic cell-cell adhesion; synapse organization. Gene Ontology annotation, molecular function: protein binding; axon guidance receptor activity. Gene Ontology annotation, cellular component: plasma membrane; neuronal cell body; axon. Lineage: Eukaryota; Metazoa; Arthropoda; Insecta; Lepidoptera; Pieridae.